Solenopsis invicta (red fire ant) is the source of this 1209-nucleotide messenger RNA. RefSeq names its product exocyst complex component 4 (gene Sec8). The transcript is spliced from 5 exons. The record is from RefSeq and is a predicted model, not a curated record. The coding region runs from base 162 to 644 and encodes 160 amino acids. Gene Ontology annotation, biological process: exocytosis; Golgi to plasma membrane transport; chemical synaptic transmission. Gene Ontology annotation, cellular component: exocyst; growth cone membrane; synapse. NCBI's taxonomy places the organism in Eukaryota, Metazoa, Arthropoda, Insecta, Hymenoptera, Formicidae.
AGGCUAUCUCUUUCUAGUUUUUCACGCGAGAACUUUACCCCCACUCCUCGAAUGCUCGGUCUAUAGAUCCUAUGUCUAUGUAUACACAUGAAUCAGAAAUUCAAAGCUGUGAAGAACAGUGAAGAAGAAGAAAAAGAGCAAGGACUAUUUGCAAUUAUAAGAUGAAUAUAACGCCUCCCAUCAAACCACCGAGAGGGAUUAAACCGACGAAAGAAACGAGUGGUUUGCUGAUUUCGGUUAUCCGCGCUUUAUCCGCAAGCGAAACGAAUGAGCAACGCGAAAUUGAGAAAGCCAAGUUAGAAAAGGAAUAUAAACGAAGCGAUCAACGAUUGGAAGAAUUGGUUUCAUCACAUGAUCAAGAUCUCAUGGAAGUUAUGCAAAUAUUUAGUGCACUAUCCGAGAAAGUUACAUCAUCGCGAGAAAAAAUUCAUGCAGUGAAGGAGAAUCUGAAUGCUUGCAAACAAUUGUUAAGAUGUAAACGAGAGGAGUUAUUGAAUUUAUGGCUGGAAGGAAUAGAACAUAAACAAGUCUUACAUCUUCUAAAAGAUGUAUCGUCAGAGUCAUGUGGACGUAUGGUAUCCUUACCAGAACCUGAGUUAUUACCAUUAGCCAACACAUCACAUGACAUCUUAAUGGAUCAAUAAUCAUAAGUAUCAUUAUUCUGUACAUAACAUUACAUUGUAUGUAAAAAUGUUUAUAUUAUUAUACAUAAUGAAUGAAAAAUUAUAAAUAUACCCGUACAAUAUCAAAAUUUUUUAGAAGAACUUCAGAAAUAUUUCAGAAAUAAUUGAGACAUAAAACGUUUCAUAAAAGUUACAAAAUUGUCUACAACAUUUCUGAGAUAGCUUUGGCUAAAAUAACAAAAUGUCUAUGAUCUUUACACUUACAUCUUAUAGAAAAGCUUCUAAAAGAUUAUUUAAAAAAUCUACAACUUUUUUGAAAUAUUGAAAAGUUACUGAAAUUGCUGAAAUCUUUUUGAAAUAUUUCUGACUGUAAUUCUUUAAAAUAAUAAAUUUAAAUAUUUCUGAAGUAUUUUAUUUCUUAAUAAAUUUAAAGUAUUUUAGAAAUAAUAUUUAAAUUUAUUUGGUUUAGAGGAUUGCGCGCAAAACUGAAAGUUACAAUAAAAGUUAUUACUCAGUGUUUAUUGUAUCUUAUUGUAUUUAUUUUUAUUUAAUAUUUGCAAUUUGAUUAAUAAAUGUAAAUAUUAUA